Molecule: messenger RNA, 1788 nt
Organism: Lonchura striata (white-rumped munia)
Lineage: Eukaryota; Metazoa; Chordata; Aves; Passeriformes; Estrildidae
Gene: CARS2
Product: cysteinyl-tRNA synthetase 2, mitochondrial
Biological process (GO): cysteinyl-tRNA aminoacylation
Cellular component (GO): cytoplasm
Molecular function (GO): cysteine-tRNA ligase activity; ATP binding
Source: RefSeq, a predicted model, not a curated record
GGGGCUCGGGCUCGGGCGCGGCGCGGCGGCGGCAGUGGGCGCCUCCGGCGGGGCGCGACAGCGGGAUCGUGGCUUACAACAGCCGGAGCCAGAGCAAGGAGCCGCUCGUGCUGGCCACGGAAGGACUGGCGACCUGGUACAGCUGUGGGCCGACAGUGUAUGACCAUGCACACCUCGGGCAUGCCUGCUCCUAUGUUAGGUUUGAUAUAAUUCGAAGGAUAAUGACAAGGUUUUUUGGAAUUGAAGUUAUCAUGGUGAUGGGGAUCACAGACAUAGAUGACAAGAUAAUAAAAAGAGCCAAUGAGAUGAAUAUAUCACCAAUAGCGCUUGCUCGUAUUUAUGAAGAAGACUUUAAACAAGAUAUGGCUGCCUUAAAGGUCCUUCCUCCUACAGUAUAUAUGAGGGUGACUGACAAUAUUCCUCAAAUAAUUUCCUUUAUAGAAACAAUAAUAUCCAGUGGACAAGCUUAUGCAACCUCGCAAGGCAAUGUUUAUUUUGAUGUUAAAUCCUGGGGAAGAAGAUAUGGAGUGUUAACUGCUAUUAAUCCUGAUACCCAAGAUGAAGCAGUUGAUUCUGAUAAACGACAUGGUAAAGAUUUUGCCCUGUGGAAGGCUGCCAAGCCUCAAGAGCUAUCUUGGAAUUCUCCCUGGGGAAAAGGACGACCUGGAUGGCACAUUGAAUGUUCCACAAUAUCGAGUGCAGUGUUUGGAAAGCAGCUGGACAUCCAUACCGGUGGAAUAGAUCUUGCAUUUCCUCAUCAUGAAAAUGAAAUUGCGCAGUGUGAGGUGUAUCAUCAGUGUGAGCAAUGGGGGAAUUACUUUCUGCAUUCUGGGCAUUUGCAUGUUAAAGGAAGUCAAGAAAAAAUGUCAAAGUCAUUAAAAAACUACAUAACGAUUAAGGAUUUCCUGAAGAAAUGUUCGUCAGAUCAGUUCAGAAUGUUUUGUUUGCGUGGCAGAUACAGCUCAGCAGUAGAAUAUAGUGAGGAGAGCAUGGAAGAUGCAAAGAACCGUCUUCAGGCAAUCUCCUCAUUUAUUAGAGAUGCAAAUGCUUAUAUAAAAGGACAGCUGGUGUGUGACCCUGUUAGAGAAGACAUAUUGUGGGAAAGGCUAGCCAACACAAAAGCAACCGUGAAGGCUGCGUUUGCAGAUGACUUUGACACCUCCAGGGCUGUUGCAGCAAUUAUGGACCUCAUUCACCAUGGCAACAGACAGCUUAAGGCUGUUACUAAGGAUGCUGGAUCUCCUAGAAGCUCUGUUGUGUAUGGAAGCAUUGUUUCCUAUAUUGAAGGCUUUUUCAAUGCCCUUGGGAUGUCCUUUGGAGAAAGACAGGUGGCUCUGGGAGGAGACAAGUCUGCAGUGCUCUCCAGUGUCAUUGAAGAGCUGGUGAGGUUCCGCUCGAAGGUGCGGCAUUACGCGCUGGCUCUGCCGGGAACAGCAGAUGCUGCGCCACUGGAGGGUGCGGCGGGAGCCGAGGAACCCACACAGGAGCAGAAGGAAAAGAGGAAGCAGUUAAUGCGGGAGAGAAAGCCCCUCUUGGAGGCUUGUGACAGUCUGCGUGGAGACCUUGCUGCCUUUGGAAUCCACAUAAAGGACAGAGCUGCUGUUUCAACCUGGGAAAUUGUGGAAGGAGGGCAAACAGAGAAGCAGACUGAGAAAAAAAUCUGAUCCUUCAUCCUUGGACUUGUUUUUUAUUUCAGCUACUUCAGCAACUGUUGUAAAUACUAAUUCUUUCAAAAUAAAAUCUGUUGAACAGAAUGGCUAAAAAUGAUAGCAUGUAAUUUGAGCAAAA